UGCAGAACAUGGAUGCAGAAUAUGGCAAUAGGUUUACCGAAGGAUUUCCCCUAGCGAUGGCAGCCGAUUAUGAUUUCUUCUAGUUUAUCCAAAUAACAGAAUCUUUAUGGGAUGAGCCAAGUCAAUAAAGAACCAGUCUCGCGACUGGAAGGUUUUAUUUGUCCUGAUUGCUUAGUUGACUUCGCGAGCGCCUCUCAAGUCCAUGAACACUGGGUCAACUUUCACUCGACUACCAGCCGGGACAAGCCAAAUUCUGCUCCAAAUGUUACAAAGGUUCAACGAGCAGAAGCAAUUCAACAUAAUUUCAAGGCUAGAUUAUUUGAGCUCCCUAAAAAAUGUGGUGUUUGCCAAGAGGUAAUAGAAAACAAAGGUUUAUUCUGUGAUGGUUGUAAUUCCGUCUGCCACAAAAAGUGUGAAACAAUGGUUAAAGCAAGCUGUGUAAAGCCUUUGGCAAUUCCUUCUAAUUCCACUCACCUACAAAUAGAUAAUAAGAGUGAUAAAUACAUGGGCUAUCGUCUUCCAAAAGGCCAACAAUCUCCUGGUACUCCCAGAGGAAUUGUCAAGCAUCUUCGUCACAUUGUAUCAAAGGGUAGAGUACGUCAUGUUGACAAGCAGUUUGAUCUGGAUCUCACCUACAUCAAUGAUAGAGUCAUUGCUAUGUCUUUUCCCGCCACUGGGCUGGAAACAACUUACAGGAAUAACUUACGAGAUGUGGCUAAGCUAUUACAAACAAACCAUCAAGAUAAAUAUAUGGUAUUUAAUCUAUCGGAAAGACGAUAUGAUAUCUCGAAACUUAACAAUCAGGUGCUUGAUUUUGGCUGGCCAGAUCACUUAGCACCACCCCUAGAAAGACUAUAUAGUAUAAUUAAAUCUAUUGACUCGUGGCUGAAAACCGAUCCUCAACAUGUCGUUGUUGUACAUUGUAAAGGCGGUAAAGGAAGGACCGGUGUUGUUAUAUCAGCUUACAUGCAUUUCAGCAAAGUCUGCUCAAGUCCUGAAGCAGCUCUUGACUGGUUUGCUAUGAAAAGAUUUUACGAUGAUAAACUUGGAGGCGUCACACAGCCUUCUCAAAGAAGAUAUGUACAUUACUUUAGCGAUUAUCUCGAUGGGAAAAUAAAACUAAGUUCUGAUCCUAUAUUUCUUCACCAUGUUAUCGUACAUGGAAUACCAAACUUCGAUGGAAAAGAAGGUUGUAAGCCUUUUCUUCGCGUCUACGGAGGGUUGAAACUCAUCUACACGUCUGGCGUAUUCUAUGUAACCCAGGACAUGGAACGUAUCUGUAUUACGAUUGAAGGAGGUCUUAUAUUACAUGGCGAUGUCAUGAUUAAGUGUUUUCACAAGAAUACCUUAUCAUCUGGUGGUGACAUCAUAUUUAGGUGUCAAUUUCAUACUGGUGCCAUCAAAGACUACAGCUUAGUACUGGACAAGUCAGAACUAGAUGAGGCAUAUAGAGAUAAACGUUUUGCAGAUAAUUGCAAAGUAGAAUUCGUUUUCUCUUCGAAAGGAAAUUUUGUAGCAGAAAUCAAAAAUAAUGCCCGUCUUCAAUCAAUUAUAAGGAAUUCUUUACAACCGGUGGAGAACCCAGACACCGUGUUGAUGAUUCCUUCAGAAGACUGCCAAGACGAGGAAGAAUGGGGAAACAGUGGAGCGAGUUCUUCAAGCAACCAACAAGAAAUGUCAGACACACAACAAGAACCUUUGAAUUCAAAGCUCAAUUCAGAGGAAAGCAAGAUAGGAUACAGUGGACAUUCAAGCAGCUUUUCUGGUCCAUCAUCGUACAUACCAGGACCACUUGAUGGCAGCUUGUAUGCCCAAGUCGACAAGAAACUUAAAAAGCAGAUUCGUUCUUACAGCUUAGACAGUGGCAUUCACUCAAGGACGUCAAACGGUGUGGAACUACUUGAUGGAAAUGCUGUCCUAAAUAAAGGCUAUGAACCAAAACACGAUCCACGUAUCCCUCAAGAAACAGCCACUCUGAACAGAUAUCAAUACAACAGAAAUUCCAACAAGCUGAAUUCCAACGGAGACGUCGCCAUGGAACAGGAUUUUGGCGGGAAUAUUCAAUCAAUCGAUAAACUUUUAAAAGAGCUUGGAGAGUGCUCUGAUCUUUUAGAUAGUACUAUACAACAAGGAAAAAACAAGUCGACACCGUUAACGUUUGAAGAGCUAUCCUCUGCACCGAUACAGAGUGCUAAGCCAGAAACCACUAAAAGUCUAAAUCCACCAACACCUCUGAGGAGGACUGCAAGCUACGGUGCGACGGAGAAGUACCACGAGCGACAUGCAGUGCCGGCAAAAGUGGCGAGAACGCAGUCAAAUAACCAGAAUGGACUUGAUUAUUACCGUAGAAAUCCUGAACACGGGAAUAAUUGGAGCCCAAGCUCACCUCAAAAUACCAGUACACCGAAAAAGCUACAUCAAGCGCCAGCUCUAAAGACACACGAGAGGUCGUUGUCGCCGACGUUCUACGCUUCGAAAGUCGUGGUUCCUUACAAGACUAAAGUAGGCCAGUCCUACGAGGCGGGAGACGAGAAACCUGGAGUAAACGGUUACCAAGACAACGAUAUCUUGAUCGGAAAUGCUCCGGUGAUGUUUAAUGAACAUAACGGUAAGGGAGGGGUGGGUGCGGCUCGUUCGGAUAUUAACAAUAACCCACCGAAGUCUGCACAAGCACAGAAUGGCACUUUAGAAGACGAGGAACUCAGACCCGAGGAUGAGAUUCCCAAAAAGGGGACUGUAGCCGCAAAAGUUGCAUAUUUAACAGAAAUAGUUUUUCCUGCCCUGCCUCCGGCGCCGCGCAACCCGCCUCUGAAAGGCACUGUACCAAUGCCUGGCCUGGUCAGUAAGUCACCGUCUGAUAUCUCUGACGAGAUUUCUAAGCACAAUGCAAAGUCUCUUGCUGUCGGGGAACUAAGUCAUAGCUCAAAUACAUUAUAUAUUGGCGGAAGACCGCAAAAGAUCUCAAAUACCAACCCUGGACCCAAGGAUAUGUCGGACAGUGAAAUGGACCCGGAGUUUGUCGGGAAACUUAGAGCCGCGAGAGACAGAUCUGACUCCAUUGAGAAUGCAGAAAUCGCGAACAAGAUGUUGGCGGAUCGUGUCACUGAUAAGGAGAGCUCUGAUGAAGGCGUUAGUUCAAAAGCAGACACCGAAGAAAGCGAGACAGCUGGAAGUGCACCAGUAUUUGUUCAUAACGCGCCAAGAGAAUUUACGAUCGGCCAACCAAUCACCUUCACCAUACCGGCUGAGAAAAGCCAAGAACCAGCCCAAGGUGAAAAGACCCUGGACUCGACCACGGGCCUGUUGCGUGAAGGCCGAAAGGAUGAGGAUGAUGGUUAUGCUCACGUGGAGGACAUACAGGCAGCGAAACAUACAGCCAGGAUGGAGGAAUCUAGACCGAGCCCGAUAGUCCUAUCUAAAGAUAUUCACAAUCAGCCAUCGAUGGUGGCAGUUUUAUCGUCUGAACCCGAUCAAGGUGCCCCUCCUGUUGAAGCUCAUGCUAUCGAUGGGAUUCUAUCAGAGAUGGCAGACAUGGAGCUUGAGAUGCCAAGAGGGGACGAUAUUCCAGGUGAUAACACAGGUAGACCAGCCACUCCUCAAACUCCUUCAUCAUCUGUGUCUGGACCCUUCGAUAACACCCCAAGGAAAAAGAGAUCCCCAUAUCACUCAGAUAAGGGAUAUGGAUCAACGUAUAGCCUGUCUUCUGAGGACUCGUCUAAUGAGGUGUUUAUGGACAGCCCGCCCGCUCAUGGAGUCAAGUUUGAUAAAGAUAACUCACAGUUUUGGUACAAACCAAAUAUAUCCAGAGAACAAGCUAUUAAUAUACUAAGGGAUAAAGAGCCAGGAUACUUUGUUGUACGAGACAGUCAGUCGUUUCCUGGUGCUUAUGGUUUAGCGGUUAAAGUGGCGGUUCCUCCACCUCACGUGCUUCAAGGAGAUCUGACUAAAGUUGAUUUAUCAAGCGAACUGAUUCGACACUUUUUGAUCGAAUCCACCAAGAAAGGAGUAAAACUCAAAGGAAUCACGAAUGAACCAGUAUUCGGGAGUUUGUCAGCGUUUAUUUUCCAGCAUACGAUCACUCCGCUGUCUCUACCAAUCAGACUCGUCAUACCCAGCGAAGAUCUUCUUCCAGGAACAGACCAGCCAGAUGGAAGGGUGAGCUCGUCAUCCAAGUCACCCACUACCGAUACCAUGAAACUGAUGUUCGUUGGCGAGUGUAGUGUGGAGAUGUUAUCUGGAACAUCAGCCAUCCAGAAGACAGUAGAAAGUCUACUUGCUUAUUCUGCCGAGCCGAAGUUUACUUCAGCUAGUUUUAGAGUCACGAGGGAGGGCAUUACUAUAACAGAUAACGAAAGAAAGGUUUUCUUUAGAAAACAUUUCCCCAUGAAUAACGUAUUGUACUGUGGAAUUGACCCCCUGGAUCACAGGUGGGAUCUGAAACUGUCAUCCUAUAGCGGCAAAUCAAGGACCUUCGGUCUCGUGGUGCGCAAAAUAGGAGAAAUAGGCAACGAAUGCCACUUAUUCGCCGAAAUGGACACCAACUUCCCAAUCAAUUCCGUAGUUAACAUAGUGAACAAAUUCAUAUCUUAGUUAUGUCAGAAAUAUUAAUAAGGUUAUAAUCGAGUAAUGCUCUAUGUAUACAGGUAAAUAUAAAGAAAUAUUUGAAAAUAUAUAGAAAAGAAUUACUGUUAGUAGUAAAAUAAAGGGCCAAACCCAAGGCCUUCGAAUUAUGAUACUUUUUCUAAGAAAAUGGUUAUGAUACAGAGAAAUUUAUUAGAGCUCUAAAAUUUGGAGGGAAAAAUAAAGCAGAUGUAUACAAAAAUUGUAAGUCAAAGGAAAAAAAAUUGCUUCUGUUUGGUCUGAUGAUAUUAUAUCACUAGUAUAGCACAUGUUAUGUUAAGCAACGUGUGCAGUAUAUGUAGCCUUCAAUAGCAUAGCUUGUUGAUUUUCACAUAUUACAGAUGAUAAUUGAAGUUCUCCUUUGAAGCCAUUCUUGGUGUAAAGAACGGCUGCAAAGGAGACAAAAAAAGAUAUUUGUGAAUUGAAGGUUCUGUUGCAUGUGUUGCAUACCAAGCUUGAAAUGUAUUGUGGAUGAUGUGUGUACUAAAAAAUGCCAGCACAGAAGAGAAAAUGCAGGGGGAAAUGUGAAGACAAAGUUUGGGGAAAUUCCGAGAGUCCACAUAUUGUUGUGACUUCUGGCAGAUUGCAUUCACAUUGCCUAUAGAUUGUGCAUUUCAGGCUUGGUAUGCAACUUGAGCGCAACAUACGACAAGGACUUCACACACCCUUUUUUGAAAUACCUGUAUUGAAUUGAAUUGCUCAUUGGCAUAAAAAUAGUGUGAUCUUGGUACAGCUCGUUUUUUUUGUUUUUUUGUUUUGCCUCUUGAAGGAAAAACAACCCUUCUUUCAUGUCAAUGUGGCCUUAGUCUGCAGGUAAAUUUAAAUUUGUGAAAUUUCAAUGAUAUGCUUGAUAAAACAGAAGUUUUGCCUGAACUACUGGUGCCAGGACAAUUAGCCAUUCUGAGGUUAAGGGAAAAACUGGGUUGAGUUGGCAUUGCAGUGCAUUGUGGGGCUGUUAUAGGGACGUAUUUCAAAUAAGAUGGUGACCAUUUUGUCCCCUUAAACAGUCCCAAAAUGCAUUGCAAUGCCAACUUGACCCAAUUGUUUUCCUUCAACCUGGGAUUAUGGCUAAUAGAAUCCCUUUACUCUUGGGAAUGGAAUUUUUUCUCAUCUUUAAAUAAUCAAUAACAUGGCUGCAGUCAAGUGAUCGAGCAAACCUUGAAAUAUCUAUGCCUCCCUAAAAAAGAAGGGAGCAUGUGGGGGAGUAUGAAUAUUAUAAUAUGCUGCUAAUAAUAAUUAGAUAUUAUUAGCUAAAUGUACAUUAAUAAAAUUUAUGUUCACAGGCAAAAAUAACUGCUUAGCUUUUUUUGAAAAAAAAAAAAAUCAUCCUGGUCUCAUAACACAGCAAACACUCUUCUGUUCUGUGGCAAUACCAUUUAAAAAAAACUUUCUAGCUGUAUUUUCAAGAAAUUAUCUAGAAAUUCCUGACCAAACUUUGACGAGGUAUAAAUAUCCUUUUUUAAAGUGGACUUGCCACAAGGUCUACUACCUCCAAAUAUACUCUCUAGUAAGGUAUACAUCAUAUUUAAGUGGUUUAUUGGUUCAACCAUAGUAUCAGGGUUUUCAUUAAGUUUUAAAAUAAUAGGAGAUCAUGAACUACCUGUGGAUGAAGGGAACAUUUUACAUUAUCAGUUAUAAAAUAAUGGUACAUGUAGAAUUUUGCUCAGUUACCAGAGCAUUCUCCAAUCUCUUGCCUGCAUAGCGGCACUCUAGGGAAUUUGGAAGGGAGUGCCGCUAUGCAGACUAUCCAAUCCCUGACCCUUAAUUGAAACCCUGUCAUGCAUGUAUGAUAGGUAGCAUAAGUACUCUCCCACCCCAACAUACCACUACCCUUUAGUGCAUAGCACCAAACAGGACCAUCUAGCAUUCUUCAUCCCAGGCAGAGCACAAAAUAGGCCGCUUGCAUGAUGGYGUCAUUUUACCACCUCUACCAAAAUGCUUUGCAUAUUUUCUUUCUCACUCAAAUUUGUAUUUCCUUGUGAAAAAUACUAAGACAAUAUUGGUGCUAAUUAACUGAGCAAAAGAAAGAGUGCAAGGGAGUCAGGUGAAUACCUAUUGGCAUCCCAAAAUUGAUCCUAUUCUUUUUGUAAAAUUUCACAAAUCAGAUUCUACUCUAUUCUUUAUGAGCUCACAAUCUUUUUUAGAAUUCGCCUGUCAUGGGCUAAAAAAUUCUUGGUGGUCCUGCGUUGCUUUGUAAUGAAUAAUUGUAGUUUUAAGGAGAAAAAAGACUAAGACAAGAAAUGAAAAACAUUGACUCUCAAAUUAAAAACACUUCAACUUCAA
Actinia tenebrosa (Australian red waratah sea anemone) is the source of this 6903-nucleotide messenger RNA. Its product is annotated as tensin-3. Gene Ontology annotation, cellular component: focal adhesion. Gene Ontology annotation, biological process: protein dephosphorylation. Gene Ontology annotation, molecular function: protein tyrosine phosphatase activity; protein binding. The record is from RefSeq and is a predicted model, not a curated record. Lineage: Eukaryota; Metazoa; Cnidaria; Anthozoa; Actiniaria; Actiniidae.